Lingula anatina is the source of this 2824-nucleotide messenger RNA. RefSeq lists its product as uncharacterized. Gene Ontology annotation, cellular component: plasma membrane. The record is from RefSeq and is a predicted model, not a curated record. Lineage: Eukaryota; Metazoa; Brachiopoda; Lingulata; Lingulida; Lingulidae. Gene Ontology annotation, molecular function: G protein-coupled receptor activity. Gene Ontology annotation, biological process: G protein-coupled receptor signaling pathway.
AUCUGCCGCACAGUGCAGGUUCUUAUAGUUGUAAUCAAAGGGGAUUGAGAUCAGCAUUUGUCAACUUAUCACAUAGAGACACACAAUAAGUCACCUCUGUGGUUAAUUGAACCAUAAUAUGGUGGAGUAUUUUUGUAAGAAAUUCAAAUAAGAUUUUAAUUUUUGUAUGGUAUUACAUCUGAGGGCAACAACAAUUCAGCAAUGACUGUUGCUAACAGCAGGUCCACGCACCUCAGCAAAUUCCGAAUAAAAAAAAACAUGUAGAAACCAUAAUUUAUUGGGCGGUUUAGUGUUAAUAUGUUGUUAUUUAUCUUUUGCUUUCGUCAACUUUAUAAUCAGACGGUGAGUACAGGAAUUUUUAGUCAGCGGGUUUUUUAAUUACUGCAACAACCUGGCAGUGGGUGGAAUCUUCACUGAUCCGGCGGAGACUUGUUUGUUAGUUAGUAUUUCGUGAGUACUGGGUAAGGAGGUGGGUUGUAUUGACUUCGAGCGCAGCGUCCUUAACACAUAAGCGAAGUAUGUCUUAUUUUUGCACUAGACCACGCCAGAGUUUCCAGGAAAAACACUCAGAGAACGGUGUAAAUUGGUGAAGAGAUGUGAAGAGAGAGUAUUCGCAGGGCACGCCAAAGAUACGGUUAUAUGAAAACAUAUAUAAAUGGGUGUGGGAGAGAGAGAGAUUGCGCUUUGGCCAUUACGAGGAUCUCAUGCAGCGAAUAUUCAGGGAUUGCGCCACGAGGAGCCGAGGCAAUCAAUACGAGAUGCUGAAAAUCGGAAUUUAUUUUGAAUGCUGAUGUUUUCAUGAAAUCACGGAAAUGUCAGCUUCGACUGUCGUGUUGAGAAUUGUUCUGAUCUGACGGUAAAACGUAUCACCCGCGCAGUCGGGAUCAGGAUUAAGCGCAGAGCGUUGCUGCGGGGCGUAAUCAGUCCACUAGACAUUUGAUCAACAGUGCUUCACUUCACGUUUUUACCAUUGAUAAACAAGGCGUGGUCAGACCAGACCUGAGAAGUUAAACACCAACAGAACCAGACGAGAUAUUUACUGCCAUUUGUAUUCGUAGAUGAUCCAGUUAUGAACUAUUCGGAUUGGCAGAAGAACAGUUCAAAGGGCCCUAAUGGCUCAGCAUUUCAAGAAGAAGAUAUAACAAAUUGCUGGAACUGUCUUUCGCCAACCUCACAAAACUACAGAGCGAUAGUGAGCAGCCUGGGAAUACUGUGUAGUCUUCUGCCCGCCAUCAUCCUAUCUCGCAGCAAGCACCUGCGGAAGUUCGCAAUCAGCCAGUACCUGUCGGCUAAAUGUGCAGUGGACAUAGGGUUUCUGUCUGCGUCCACACUGCAAUGGCUGCCCACUGUCCAGCCAGACAUCAACAUCCCAGAGGGCGUCUGUCAGAUCAUCGUGUACACGUCCUAUACCUGCAAUAUGUUGUCAGCCUGGUACUUGUGUGCAGCCAUAACCUCCACAUAUCUCAGCCUCAGUCGCCAGCCGAAGUUUAACAAAACAUGCAGCACUUUCAGGAGUAAAUGCUACAUCACAGUGCUGGCGGUGAUGGCCGUCAUACUGAAUCUUUACUGGACGUGGAUGUCCGGGAAAAAUCGUCAUCUUUGUGUCCCAAUGUUUUACUACCAUUCGGAUUUUUUAUCAAUCAUGGUAAAAGUGGAAUUGGCGAUAGUAAUCGUAAUCCCAGACCUUCUGAUGAUUGGUUUGACUGUGUUGUCAGUAUACUUUCUCGUUAAAAAGAAACUAUCCGCGGCGAAUAAAAGACCAAGCAGCGUGGGACUGACAACAAACAGUCGUUGCCAAUCUAAAGAAUCAGUUGAAGACAACCACGUUGGAAUCGACGAAUCUGAGAAACGACUCAAGAUUGUACCCCAAAGAGGCCUAAUUAACGUUGCCUUACUCGUGACAGUGUUGUAUCUAAUUAUGUCAUUGCCUUGGCACGGAGUCAGACUGAAGACGGAAGUCACGUACCCAGCCUCGGAGUCAGAAAGAUUCAUAGACUCCUGGCUCCAUCUUGUCAGUCUGACUCACUACGCCUUAAAUGUUAUGCUGUUCGUCGCGGCCUCCAAACGGUUUCGUCUUGGUCUAUGGGACUGGUUUUGCAAUUGCAGGUGCGGAGGUCCUUUGACCAAAGCCCCACAACGUGAGUGGACAGUGGUCAAUCAGACAGUGACGGAAUCACACUGCGCCGAUACGAAAGAUGAAUGCGUUUCUACUGUUUGAAAAAUGCCAUCAGAAACCGUCACAGGAAGUACCGUACGGCAGGGUUGACAUUCCAAACGGGUGUCACUUUGACAUGUGUUCUGCGUUGCGUGUAAGAUUUAAAAUCAAUAGUUAGGUUUGUCCACAUUAAAUGUCAUCUCAGCAUACACACUAACAAAUAGACAUGGGACAUCUAGUACAUAUCAAACCUUACCGCAUGAACACAAGUAAGUCGAUAUCCAAAAUACUUUCAUAACGCUGAAAUAUGCGCUUAUUGUGAAGUUACAAAUACCAUUGUUAAGCCCUUUGUUAGGGUGGUUUUAAUAGUUGCUGAUCGAUUUGAUUCAGUGCCACGGGAUUAAAGAAAAAACAUUUAUGGCAACCAUUUGAAAUAUGGGUUUGUGAAAACGUUUAAGAUACUAAUUGAUAUUUAUAGCCCUAGAUAUUUCAAGCACGGAUUAUGGCAGUACUCUUUGAAAUUGAUUUUGAUAUUGCAACAAUGUCCUAUAUUGCACCGGAUUGUAUCCUACCAAAUGCCUGUUUAAGUCUUCUUCCCAAAUUGCGUUAUUUUACGAAGCUCAAUACCAUCUUUCAACAUUAUUAGAAAUUUCUCUCUCUCUCUCUCUC